AUGCUUACAGAAGUUAGUCAACCUACCUACCCGCAAUGUGUGGCUUCGGUUACCGCCUCGCUGUUGCUGGGGGGUCGCCCUUCCUCGCCUCAGCCCAUCUCCGAUCCAGGCAGCAACACAGACCCUCAGCACCGCGGGGUGAAGGCGACUGAAAGCGUAGGAAUAGCGGAGAUCGUCAACUAUGGAGAUGAUCACUCUGAGCUGAAAACUGAAAUGCACUGGGCACUUCUAAACGACGCUGUCGCCAUGGAAGAUGAGGAGGAGGACACUCUUUCUGAGCUGCAGGCCUUCCCUUCCCAGCCAAGGUUUCGCUCUCACAGCGAUGCCUCGGGCUUUGCCGCCAGAAUCCUUUGGAGGCUCAGAGGAGCUCUCACAGUUGAUGGAUUGGAGAAAUCAUCAUCACUGGCCAGCUGCGACGUGGUGGUGGACAACAGUUCCGGCACCCACAAUGUGCCCGGGUCACGGCAGCAGCGAGGCAAGCUGUCCUCUUUAGGGAGACUCUUCAAACCCUGGAAGUGGAGGAAAAAAAAAAGCAGCGACAGGUUCCAGGAUCUCUCCAAAGUUUUAGAGAGAAAAAUCUCAACGAGACAAACGAGAGAGGAGCUUAUCAAGAAGGGAGUGCUAGUUCCGGAACAAGAUGAGCCUGUCAGCAGGGAAAUCCAGAAUGGACACGCCACAUCCAGCAUCUCAUCGGAGCAGGUCAAAGUUGAAAUUGAAACCAAGCUGACCCACGCCGCAGAUCCUCCUGGCCCCGUGAACACUGAAGACAAUACAGGUGAAAGUGACACUAAAGCCAUCGCCCGGGUCGGUCGGGGUCGCACGCGGGAUGCUCAAGUUAAAAAGCAGCACAGCACUGUUCCCUCCGCCCCCUCUAAGCCCGCAGGUGCCUCUGCUGGCACGGCAAGGCACAGGGACUCUUCCUCGACCGCUAAAAAGGCUGCCAAAGUCUCUGGGAAGUCAGGCUCUGGGGCACAAGCUAAAACUAACCCUCGGAGCUCUAACAACAGUAGUCGCGUGAUUGCCAAGUCCUCUCAUCCAAAGAAGACGCAGGGAGGUGCAACGAAAACCACCGCAACUGCCACAUCGUACUCCACUAUCCCUCCUCGCUCACGGACCCCUAAAGAUGCUGAGGUGCACAGCAGAGGCACUGGAGCCCGGACCAGCCGGAAACCAGUAGCCGAUUCUCAGAAGGCUACUGUGGAGGUUCUCAGUAAUCCAGAGGAAGUCAACUCCUCGAACGUCCCCGUGAGCUCUUCUCAAGUCACCCUCCCCGAAGUUGAGGAGACUCCUGUUGCUUCCCAAGACACCUUAGCGGACAAAGCUCCUAACGGCGAUACUUCUGCAUGCCAAGAGACACUCAAAGAGCCGUCCUCUGACACCUCAGUCCCCCCCCUACACAUCAACACUGCCACAGAGGACACGUCUUUCACAGAGGGGCUUGUCGAGGGCGACGGCCAACAGAAGAAAGAAUACAGGACUGGGGAGGAAGUGGGAGAGUCGCAAAAGGAAAACGUUGAUCCUGCUGAAGAGACGCACUCGAGCCCGGCUGACGGGGAUGGCGUGAUGUCACCGGGGCACAGUGUGAACAUCCAGCAGGCCGAGGUGAUAGUGAUCCCUGACCGGCCUGCAGAGAGCCAUGCUAGCGACUCUGACUCUGAUGGACCCAUCCUGUACCGAGAUGAAGAGGAGGAAGAAGAGGAGGACGAGUACCUAAACAGUUCACUGGCCAGCAAGAUCCGGCGAAGGGACACCCUCAACAUCAAACUUGGGAAUCGCCCCAGCAAGAGGGAGCUGGAGGAGAAAAACAUCCUUCCGCGCAGCUCUGAGACAGAGAGACACGAGCUCCGCCAGCAGAUCGGCUCUAAACUCGUCAGGCGCUUGAGCCAAAGACCAACCACAGAGGAGCUGGAGCAGCGGAACAUUCUCAGACAGAAGAAUGACGUAGAGGAACAUGAAGCCAAGCAGGAGAUCAAACGGAAACUUUCCAGAAAGCUUAGCGUGCGCCCAACGGUGGCUGAAUUGAUCGCUCGACGAAUCCUGCGUUUUAACGAAUAUGUGGAGGUCACGGAUGCCAAGGACUAUGACAGGCGGGCUGACAAGCCGUGGACGCGACUCACACCUGCUGACAAGGCUGCCAUCCGCAAGGAGCUCAAUGAGUUCAAGAGCAGGGAGAUGGAAGUGCACGAGGACAGUAAACAGUUUACCAGGUCACCUUGA
Molecule: messenger RNA, 2217 nt
Organism: Nerophis lumbriciformis (worm pipefish)
Lineage: Eukaryota; Metazoa; Chordata; Actinopteri; Syngnathiformes; Syngnathidae
Source: RefSeq, a predicted model, not a curated record